CCGCCCGCGGGGCGCUCUCAUGGAGAUCUGCGCCUGCGCACACGCGUUUCCGCCUCCUCUGGGCUCCCUGGCUGCCUCCGGAACGUGUGGUAUAGACAGUUUGUGAAAUGAGUGACUCAGAAGAUGAUGCAACCGAACUUUCUGCCUACACUUUAGCAGCUCUCCAGGAGUUUUUUGCUGAGCAGAAGCAAUGCACAGACUCAACUGGGGAUGAUAAAUAUAAUGUUGGAAUAAUAGAAGAAAACUGGCAGUUGAGCCAGUUUUGGUACAGUCGGGAAACAGCCUUUCGACUUGCACAGGAAGCAGUCACUGCUGCAGGGGACAAUGGCAGAAUAGCAUGUGUGAGUGCCCCCAGUGUUUACCAGGCCCUUAGAGAGCUGCACAGAGACGACAUCUUUGUGUCCAUCUUUGAAUAUGACAGAAGAUUCGCCAUGUACGGAGAGGAAUUUGUCUUCUAUGAUUACAAUAAUCCACUGGAUUUGCCUGACAAAAUCACAGCACAUAGUUUUGACAUUGUAAUAGCAGAUCCUCCUUAUCUUUCUGAGGAAUGUCUCAGAAAGACUUCAGAAACCAUCAAGUACCUGACCAGGGGUAAAAUUCUUUUGUGCACAGGUGCUGUCAUGGAGGCGCCAGCAGCACAGCUCCUAGGAGUGAAGAUGUGCGCGUUUAUCCCAAAACACACCCGAAACUUGGCAAAUGAAUUUCGCUGUUAUGUGAAUUAUGAUUCUGGGCUGGAUUGUGGAACCUAAAUGCAGAUUGUUACAUAAUGCAAUAAAGGAUGCUGGCUGACAUUUCCAUUUACCUCUUUUUAUUUU
Fukomys damarensis (Damara mole-rat) is the source of this 815-nucleotide messenger RNA. It is a transcript of the gene Eef1akmt1, whose product is annotated as EEF1A lysine methyltransferase 1. The transcript has 5 exons. Gene Ontology annotation, molecular function: protein-lysine N-methyltransferase activity; nucleic acid binding. The record is from RefSeq and is a predicted model, not a curated record. Lineage: Eukaryota; Metazoa; Chordata; Mammalia; Rodentia; Bathyergidae. The coding region runs from base 108 to 749 and encodes 213 amino acids. Gene Ontology annotation, biological process: methylation.